CCUGCUCUAGCUUCUUUUUUUCCUUCGGUUGGAGGCCAUGAUGGGAGCCUGAGAGUUCAGCUGGAGCGAGAAAAGAAGAUGAUUCCCCGGGACGAAACUGUCAAAUCAGUACGGGCGGAUUUCUGAUCGUUGUAUAGUCUAUAUACAUCUGAGGUGGAGCCUGUCACUUUUUUAUUUUUUUUCUCAAAUGUGUUCUUGGCAAUCAGUCGAUGACAAUGUUGAAUCGUUAGGAGGUUUUUGGAUCGAAAAAGGAGGUAGAAUUAGCCGCGCUAGCUGGCUACGUCUCAGUGACUGGAUACUGGUUUUGAGAGCCGGUGAGUUCUCUAACCUCAUUGCCUGGAACGCGUCGGAAAUCUUACAAGUUUCACUCGAGGAUAACUGCAUGUAUUUUAUCCGGGAGCGUUUGUACGACGAAUCGCAGGAUUGGGAAAGUCGGGCCUGCGCCGAGGAGCGGAGCAAGGCCCGUCUUUAUGGUCCAGAGGAAGCCUUUCUAAUCCCACCGACAGCCACUGCUCCGUGCGAGGACCUGCAAAAUUCAGCAGCCAGCGACCAGGAGGACCGACUGCGACGUUAGCGACCAGGCGCAGAAUACUAAAUAAACCUGUUUUAACAUCCCCCCCCCUUCACCUCCUCCUGCACCCCCCAUAUAGACUCUCUUAUCACCUGCUACAAUGGCUGCGAUUAUAAAAGAAAUGGUCAGUCGGAACAAAAGGAGAUACCAGGAGGACGGUUUCGACUUGGACUUAACAUAUAUCUACCCAAACAUUAUUGCUAUGGGCUUUCCAGCAGAGCGACUCGAAGGCGUGUACAGAAACAAUAUAGAUGACGUAGUACGGUUUUUGGAUUCAAAGCAUAAAAACCAUUACAAAAUCUACAACCUCUGCGCAGAAAGACACUACGAUGCUGCCAAAUUCAACUGCAGAGUUGCACAAUACCCGUUCGAAGAUCAUAACCCCCCUCAGCUGGAGCUAAUUAAGCCAUUUUGCGAAGACUUGGACCAAUGGCUCAGCGAGGACGACAAUCACGUGGCGGCUAUACAUUGUAAGGCCGGCAAGGGCCGCACCGGGGUCAUGAUCUGCGCCUAUCUGCUCCACCGCGGCAAGUUCACGGAUGCCCAGGAUGCGCUCGACUUCUACGGGGAAGUGAGGACACGGGACAGGAAGGGGGUGACGAUCCCGAGCCAGCGCCGAUACGUGUACUACUACAACUACCUGUUAAAGAACCAGCUGGAGUACAAGCCGGUGGCGCUGCUGUUCCACAAGAUGGUCUUCGAGACUCUCCCCAUGUUCAGCGGGGGCACCUGCAGGGACAGUACCGUUAAAAACAGGAGCGAGCCGACCCCUCAGGGCUUCAAGAAAGGGAAUUGGCAUUGGGAUCCGCAGUUUGUCGUAUACCAACUCAAAGUGAAGAUCCACACGUCGAACCCGGCUCACACCAGAAGGGAGGACAAGCACAUGAUAUUCGAAUUCCCCCAGCCGCUGCCCGUUUGUGGCGACAUCAAAGUGGAGUUCUUCCACAAACAAAAUAAGAUGAUGAAGAAGGACAAAAUGUUCCACUUCUGGGUGAACACAUUCUUCAUUCCUGGACCAGACGAGAGCGGGGAAAAGAUGGAGAACGGGGCGGUGAACAACGUGGAGAGCCAGCAAGGAGCGCCGGGCCUGGGCCAGGGCCAGGUCCAGGUCCAGGCCCAGGCCCAGGUCCAGGGCCAGGUCCAGGCCCAGCCGCAGGGCGCCGAGACCAGGGACGGCUGCAGGGAAGGCGACAGGGACUACCUCAUCCUGACGCUCACAAAGAACGAUUUAGACAAGGCUAACAAAGACAAAGCCAACCGCUACUUCUCACCAAACUUCAAGGUGAAGUUGUAUUUUACGAAAACCGUGGAGGAGCCUUCAAACUCCGAGGCUAGCACUUCGACGUCCGUCACCCCAGACGUUAGCGACAAUGAGCCAGACCAUUAUCGAUACUCUGACACCACUGACUCUGAUCCGGAAAAUGAACCUUUUGAUGAAGAGCAACACACACAAAUCACAAAAGUGUGAACUCUUUUAAAGCAGGAAAAGAAGAAAUUAUACACCUGAAUUAAAAAAAAAAGGAGAAAACUUGAAUAUAAACUCAAAAGAAGAACCUUUGUCCCUUUCCCUCCCCCAGACGGCAAUAGAAUAUCAUGUCGAAUGCCAAUUUUAGGGAAAAAAAAAA
Messenger RNA from Poecilia latipinna (sailfin molly), 2196 nucleotides. RefSeq names its product phosphatidylinositol 3,4,5-trisphosphate 3-phosphatase and dual-specificity protein phosphatase PTEN. Gene Ontology annotation, molecular function: inositol-1,3,4,5-tetrakisphosphate 3-phosphatase activity; phosphatidylinositol-3,4-bisphosphate 3-phosphatase activity; protein tyrosine phosphatase activity. Bases 672 to 2039 code for a protein of 455 amino acids. Gene Ontology annotation, biological process: phosphatidylinositol 3-kinase/protein kinase B signal transduction; cell motility; negative regulation of cell population proliferation. The transcript has 11 exons. Gene Ontology annotation, cellular component: nucleus; plasma membrane; cell projection. NCBI's taxonomy places the organism in Eukaryota, Metazoa, Chordata, Actinopteri, Cyprinodontiformes, Poeciliidae. The record is from RefSeq and is a predicted model, not a curated record.